AUGUAUCCGGUCUACUAUGCACUUGCCUCACUUGUGGCAGUGCUGUUGAGCCUUCAUCGCACCAUUCACCUCCCGGACUACCUUCACAAGAACAUCUUGCUGAUCGGUGCUAGACCUUUCACCACUGUCCCUCCCAGCAAUGUGGAUUAUAUUCCUGCAGCUGAGGCUCAUAUUCCCGAGCUGGAUGUUUCCACAAGCGGCUGUCUUGUGCCAGUUCUCACCCCUGACAACUUGGAGACCCAUUCUAACACUGUGUCUGCAGCAGGGACCCUUCCAACUGUUGAGCAGCAGCUCGGAGAUUUUCCAGGAGGCAGGCCUCAGGAAAUUCCCGGAUUGCAUGGGGUCCGCAACGGGCCCUCCAUGAACCCAGUCCUCGUCGCAUCACUGAUCUUUAUGGUGCCUACGUUCGUUUUGUUGUGGGUGUGGAUUCGAUCUACAUCCCGCAUCCAUAAUCGAUAUGUCGAAGAGGCCGAUACUGAGAUGCAGGAUUUUAUUGCAGAGGUAGAGCAUCUCAAGGGACAUCUUCUGGACCGACUGGAAGUGUUGCAUCUGCUGGCGGAUGCACAAUCCGAUGUCCUUCACCGUUUCAGUAUGGGUGGUUACGGAUAUCAGCCUGAUGUCCCCGACUAUUUUGAUCAUGAGCUCUCUUCACUGGAGGAGCAGGAGCAGGCAGAAUACGAUUUGCGACUCUCACUCUGGCUUAGGCCAGCUGACAUAGAUAGUGAGGAUGAUGAUACCGCGUCUUUUGAUCUGGACUCCGAUACCCCUGGCUUUGAAUCCGUCAUGGUGCAGCCUUUGUCUAUAGUCAAGGCUCCAGCGUCGGAAGAGGAUGAGUCUGGAGAUCUGGGGGCUGAUGAUUGUCCUCCUAGACUUCAUGUCGAGUGGAUUGUCACUCGGUUGCAUGUUGCAACCCGGCUAUAUAGACUGUUCGCAAUCACGCAUGUAGACGAUGCGUGCAUAACCCACCCUCUAGUCCAGGAACUCAUGCCUCGAUGCGAGGCAGUUGAACGUCAUAACAGGGCAAGUUUGCCACCUCCAGCCUAUGGAAGAAUCGAGUCGUCACUCAAUUGGACUGAGACGGCCGAAAUUUCCCCGAAUCGUGCACCAUACUACGGAGUCAAUGCAAAGACAGUUAUUUCCACAUUCGCCAAUGCACGACUAUUAUCGUGA
Messenger RNA from Aspergillus terreus NIH2624, 1170 nucleotides. RefSeq lists its product as uncharacterized. The transcript has 4 exons. The record is from RefSeq and is a predicted model, not a curated record. Lineage: Eukaryota; Fungi; Ascomycota; Eurotiomycetes; Eurotiales; Aspergillaceae. The coding region runs from base 1 to 1170 and encodes 389 amino acids.